AUGAGCAGGGUCAUAAGAAGUCAUCAGGCCUUCGUAGAACACAGGAAGAACCUGCCCUGCACUGAUGCAGUUAUCCAUGAGACCCAAAGACUGGCCAACAUUGUACCCAUGUCCAUCCCUCACACCACCAGCCGAGACGUCAUCUUCCAAGACAGGUUCCCAAAUGAGAUGAGCAGGGUCAUAAGAAGUCAUCAGGCCUUCGUAGAACACAGGAAGAACCUGCCCUGCACUGAUGCAGUUAUCCAUGAGACCCAAAGACUGGCCAACAUUGUACCCAUGUCCAUCCCUCACACCACCAGCCAAGACGUCACCUUCCAGGGAUACUUCAUCAAAAAGGGGACUGAUGUGUUACCUCUGCUGACGUCUGUCCUGCGAGAUGAGAGCGAAUGGAAGAGCCCUCACACCUUUAACCCCGGCCACUUUCUGGAUGAGGAAGGUCGAUUCGUUAAGAAGGAUGCCUUCAUGCCCUUCUCUGCAGGUCGUAGGGUGUGUCUAGGAGAGAGUCUGGCCAGGAUGGAGCUCUUCCUUUUCUUCACCUCCCUCCUGCAGCACUUUUGUUUCUCUCCUCCUCCCGGGGUAAGAGAGGAGGAUCUGGACCUCACACCAUCCCUGGGGUUCACCCUCAGUCCUUCACCUCACCAGUUGUGUGCUGUGAGCAGGGUCUGAGAUGAAAGUCUGGGUCCAGUGUAUAUUACACACUAAACUCUCAACUUUAGACAAACAUACUGCAGGAAUAUGCUGAAAAACUAUUUAGUCACUGCCCAUGGACAUGAAUGAUAUGAAUAUAUACCUGGAUGCAGGGAUCUGAGGUUUAAAGUUGAUUGGACCAAAAUGAACUGAAGCAGCUUUUGUAAACCAUUCGGAGGGGUUCUGCUGUCCUAUAUGCUGACACCUUUAUGAUGUCUGAGGGGCAUUUAUUUAAAACCAUCAAUGUUGAUCUAGAGACAAACACUCAAACAACCUUUUAGGGAUACCCUAGGUGGGGUCCUCAGUAAAAUGUCAAUGUCCGCAGGAAGUGUACCCCACUGAGGUCCAUAGAAGUCAUAUCCUUACCCACCACUCCAGGGAAAAUAUUUUUGGUUUGUAAUUCAAGAAUUCAAGAAUACAGUCCUAAGAACAGUCACAUUUGUAAAAUUGUCAUCUAAAUGUAUAAAAAGUGUAAACUCUAAUCUAGUGCCCUCUAUACUGCCAGUUGUACAGUCAACACUUGGCACUUUUUUACAGGACAACUGUAUGACCUAUAGCUCAGUGUUUUUCCACAGGUCCUUCUGACCAAAGAAACUCAGACAUCUCAAUUUUGUUUACCAAUCUGGGGAAAUUAAGCAAAUGUUUAAUAUUCUUUUACUUUUUGUGCUGUCAUUAAUUUAUUGAACGACAAAUACUAAGUGCUAAUUAAGGAAAGGUAGACACAUUGGCACUUUUUGAAAGCUUUUCUAAAGAUAUGAAAAUAGGUAACUAUGUAGAUGUAUAUGAUUGUUUAUGUAUCAGUAGUGUCACUUGUCACUUCAAUCAGGGACGGUCUGGGGUGGGGUGGCUGAAACAGUGUCAAUCACAUCCAAACAUGGGAAACCAGGUGUUUGGUGUCGUUCCAGUUGUCCCAUUCCGGUCAUCACUAUGAGCCACCCUACACUCAUCAUUCUCAUGUGAGAUAUAUGUUAGCAGUUUAAAUACUUACACACCCGUGCAAUGGGACAAG
Oncorhynchus keta (chum salmon) is the source of this 1696-nucleotide messenger RNA. RefSeq names its product cytochrome P450 2K1-like. Gene Ontology annotation, biological process: xenobiotic metabolic process. Gene Ontology annotation, molecular function: iron ion binding; heme binding; oxidoreductase activity, acting on paired donors, with incorporation or reduction of molecular oxygen, reduced flavin or flavoprotein as one donor, and incorporation of one atom of oxygen. Bases 1 to 666 code for a protein of 221 amino acids. The record is from RefSeq and is a predicted model, not a curated record. Gene Ontology annotation, cellular component: cytoplasm; intracellular membrane-bounded organelle. Lineage: Eukaryota; Metazoa; Chordata; Actinopteri; Salmoniformes; Salmonidae. The transcript is spliced from 3 exons.